AACUUUUUUAUUUGAUUGAAUAAGUUUAAUAUUUAUAUCUUUUGUUUUAUUAAUUUCUUCUUUAGUUAUUUUUUACAGAAAUCAAUAUAUAGAGGCAGAUUUUAAUGUAAAUCGAUUUAUUUUAUUAGUAUUAAUAUUUGUUAUAUCUAUAAUAUAUUAAUUAUUAGUCCUAAUUUAAUUAGAAUUUUAUUAGGAUGAGAUGGUUUAGGAUUAGUUUCUUAUUGUUUAGUUAUUUAUUUUCAAAAUAUUAAAUCUUAUAAUGCUGGAAUAUUAACAGCUUUAUCAAAUCGUAUUGGAGAUGUUGCCUUAUUAUUAGCUAUUGCUUGAAUAUUAAAUUAUGGGAGAUGGAAUUAUAUUUUUUAUUUAGAAAUAAUGAAUAAAAGAUUUGAAAUAAAUAUUAUUGGUGUUUUAGUUAUAUUAGCUGCAAUAACUAAAAGAGCACAAAUUCCUUUUUCUUCUUGGUUACCUGCAGCUAUAGCGGCUCCUACUCCUGUUUCUGCUUUAGUUCAUUCUUCUACAUUAGUAACUGCAGGAGUUUAUUUAUUAAUUCGGUUUAAUAUUUUAUUAGAAAAUACUUUUAUAGGAAAUUUUUUAUUAUUAAUUUCUGGACUGACAAUAUUUAUAGCAGGAUUAGGGGCUAAUUUUGAAUUUGAUUUAAAAAAAAUUAUUGCUUUAUCUACAUUAAGACAGUUAGGUUUAAUAAUAAGAAUUUUAUCUAUUGGUUAUUAUAAAUUAGCAUUUUUUCAUUUAUUAACUCAUGCUUUAUUUAAGGCUUUAUUAUUUAUAUGUGCAGGAGUUAUUAUUCAUAAUAUAAAAAAUAUUCAAGAUAUUCGUUAUAUAGGGGGAUUAAGUAUAAGUAUACCUUUAACUUCUAGAUGUUUUAAUAUUGCUAAUUUGGCUUUAUGUGGGAUACCUUUUUUAGCGGGAUUUUAUUCAAAAGAUAUAAUUUUAGAAAUUGUUUUAUUAUCUUAUAUAAAUUUUUUUUCUUUUUUUUUGUUUUUUUUAGCUGGAUUAACAGUUUGUUAUUCUUUUCGAUUAGUAUAUUAUUCAAUAACUGGAGAAUUUAAUAAUCUUUCUUUAAAUAUAUUAAAUGAUAAAAGAUGGACUAUAAGAUUUAGAAUUUUUUUAAUAGUAAUAGCUAUUAUUGGGGGUAGAAUAUUAAGUUGAUUAAUAUUUUUUAAUCCUGAAAUAGUAUGUUUACCAUUAAAUUUAAAAUUAUUAACUUUAUUAAUUUGUUUAAUAGGGGGUUUUAUAGGAUAUUUAAUUAAUUAUGUUUCAUUAUUUUUUUUAAAUAAAUCUUUAAUAAUAUAUAAUUUUAGUUUUUUUAGAGGAAGAAUAUGAUUUAUACCUAUUAUUUCAACUUUAGGAAUUGUAAAAUUUCCAUUAGUUUUAGGUAAAAAUUCUUACCAAUAUUUUGAUCAGGGUUGAAGUGAAUAUUUUGGGGGUCAGAUAUUAUAUAAUCAAUUAAAAUAUUAUUCAUUAUUAGUACAAGAAUUUCAAAAUAAUAAUUUAAAAUUUAUUUAUUAAGUUAUAUAUUAUGAAUAAUUAUUUUAAUUUUAAUAAUUAUAAUUUUAAAUUAAAAUAAA
Uranotaenia lowii is the source of this 1586-nucleotide messenger RNA. RefSeq names its product NADH-ubiquinone oxidoreductase chain 5-like. Gene Ontology annotation, molecular function: NADH dehydrogenase (ubiquinone) activity. NCBI's taxonomy places the organism in Eukaryota, Metazoa, Arthropoda, Insecta, Diptera, Culicidae. Gene Ontology annotation, biological process: electron transport coupled proton transport; ATP synthesis coupled electron transport. The record is from RefSeq and is a predicted model, not a curated record.